AUGAUGACCACAACCACAACGCAUCCAAUCAUGCCACCCGCCAUGCGUCCCGUUCAGGAGAGUUCCGUAUCGCGCCCACGCGCCGUCUAUAGCAUCGAUCAGAUUUUGGGGAAUCAAACAAAACGAAGCGAUUCCAAUGAUGUACUUAUAACGCAUCAGCAUCAUGCACAUCACAUACAUCAUUUGCACAACAACAACAGCUUGUUGCAACUCAGUCACCAGCAACAACAACAACAACAGCAGCAGCAGCAGCAGCAGCAACAUCAGCAACACCAACUUCAACAACAGCAGCAACAGCAACAACUUUUGCAAGCAGUCGCCAAACGUGAGGAUUCGCCAACGAACACCGACAACGGGCUGGAUGUCGAUAAUGAUGAUGAGCUCUCGUCUAGUCUUAAUAAUGGCCAUGAAAUCGGCGAUAUGGAGCGGCCGCGUAAAGUUCGUAGAUCACGCACAACUUUCACAACAUUUCAAUUGCAUCAAUUGGAGCGCGCCUUUGAAAAGACACAGUAUCCUGAUGUUUUCACAAGGGAGGAUCUGGCCAUGCGCUUGGAUUUGAGCGAAGCACGUGUGCAGGUUUGGUUCCAGAAUCGACGCGCCAAAUGGCGUAAACGUGAGAAGUUUAUGAAUCAGGACAAAUCCGGCUACUUGCUGCCCGAGCAAGGUCUACCGGAGUUUCCAUUGGGCAUUCCGCUGCCACCUCAUGCCCUCCAAGGACACCCCGGUGCUCUGCCUGCCGAGUUCUGGCCUCCACAUUUUGCCCUGCAUCAACAUCAGCUGAUGCAUCAGCAACUUAUGCCGCACUACAAGCUGCCCAACUUCCACACCUUGCUCUCGCAAUACAUGGGCCUGAGCAAUUUGAAUAUUUUUGGCGCCGGAGCUGCGGCAGCUGCUGCGGCGGCCAGUGGCUCGGCUGCUGUGGCGGCUGCGGCUGCAGGAUAUCCGCAGAAUCUGUCGUUGCACUCCUCGGUCAGUCAGGUUAGUCCGCCGUGCAGCAAUAGCAGUCCUCGCGAGAGCCCCACGCUCGUGCCAGGAGCUACUACCCUCGUAUCUGGGGGUCUUACGCUGACGUCAACAUCGGCGUCCUCGCCCCGUAGCCCCCUCUUGAUUGGCAGCGCCGGCAGCGCAGCGGGGGGCAGCAGCAACGCCUCGACCCCCGUUUCCGUUGUGACAAAGAGCGACGACUGA
Messenger RNA from Scaptodrosophila lebanonensis, 1188 nucleotides. It is a transcript of the gene hbn, whose product is annotated as dorsal root ganglia homeobox protein. The coding region runs from base 1 to 1188 and encodes 395 amino acids. Gene Ontology annotation, biological process: regulation of transcription by RNA polymerase II. The transcript has 5 exons. NCBI's taxonomy places the organism in Eukaryota, Metazoa, Arthropoda, Insecta, Diptera, Drosophilidae. The record is from RefSeq and is a predicted model, not a curated record. Gene Ontology annotation, molecular function: RNA polymerase II transcription regulatory region sequence-specific DNA binding; DNA-binding transcription factor activity, RNA polymerase II-specific.